AGAGGUGUGUUUCCCCAAUCCAGCGGACUUUUUAUCUGCAAAUUUUGAUCGAGAAAAGCAAUAAUGGGUCCCCAAGAGUGGCUUGGUGAAGACGAGAGCGCCAAGGAGAUGCUCGAUAGGGUUCAGACGGAUCGGUCCUUCUUGCUUCUUCCUCCUCUUCAUCGGGUUCCUCUACGGGUCGGCAAUGUCGUCGAAAUUGUUGGUCCUUCUCCUUCCGCCAAAACCCACAUCUUGAUUCAGGCUGCAAUCAACUGCAUCCUGCCUCAAGAGUCGGAUGGCGUCAAGUAUGGAGGACUCGGGCAUUUAGUGAUGUUCCUAGAUUUGGAUUGUCGCUUUGACAUUUUACGGUUUUCGGAAUUGCUCAAGCUUCGGAUCUUGGAAGCCAGAGGUAAACUUCUUGAGUUUUAAUCUGUAAAGACUUGUUUGGUUGGCGGUGGUGGAUACUCCUUAAAAACAAGCACUUCCAUAUGAAGCUAGGAAUAGCAAAAGCAAAGCUUAAUGUCUAACUUUUCAAGAAUGAAGGAAUACCCAUUUC
This is a messenger RNA of Rubroshorea leprosula, 535 nucleotides long. NCBI's taxonomy places the organism in Eukaryota, Viridiplantae, Streptophyta, Magnoliopsida, Malvales, Dipterocarpaceae. The record is from the annotation of a GenBank genome assembly.